Corylus avellana is the source of this 802-nucleotide messenger RNA. The record is from RefSeq and is a predicted model, not a curated record. Lineage: Eukaryota; Viridiplantae; Streptophyta; Magnoliopsida; Fagales; Betulaceae.
CCUUGGAUUUGCAUUUCUUCCUACUGAUUAUAUGUAUAUCUUCAAAUGUACUCGAGGCCGGGAAUUCUCCAAAGGUGAAUUAAAGCGUUUUGGAAACAUCGAAAUCAGCCCGUCAGCUGGAGUCCUGAAUUAUGGACAGGGGUUGUUUGAAGGCUUGAAAGCCUACAGGAAACAGGAUGGUAAUAUUCUACUGUUUCGUCCUGAGGAAAAUGCACUGCGAAUGAGGCUGGGUGCAGAGCGGAUGUGCAUGCCAUCACCAACAGUUGAACAGUUUGUGGAAGCUGUGAAGGCUACUGUUUUAGCAAACAAACGUUGGGUUCCACCUCCAGGUAAAGGUGCCCUGUACAUCAGGCCAUUGAUAAUGGGGAGUGGAGCAGUUCUUGGUCUUGCACCUGCUCCAGAGUUCACCUUUCUGGUUUAUGUGUCACCUGUUGGAAACUAUUUUAAGGAAGGUGUGGCACCAAUACAUCUGGUUGUUGAACAUGAACUGCAUCGUGCAACUCCUGGUGGUACUGGAAGUGUAAAGACCAUAGGAAACUAUGCUGCAGUUCUGAAGGCGCUAUCUGCUGCAAAAGCGAAAGGCUACUCUGAUGUGCUAUACCUUGAUUGUGUCCACAAAAGAUAUCUAGAGGAGGUUUCCGCUUGCAACAUUUUUGUUGUGAAGGAUAAUGUUAUCUCCACACCUGCGAUAAAAGGGACAAUUCUACCUGGCAUUACUCGAAAGAGUAUAAUUGAUAUUGCUCGUAGCCAAGGGUUUCAGGUUUUAGUGCCAAGUACAAAGCAGUCAUCUGGUUUGUCGUAG